CUUUGCAGGUUUCAAAACCUGGAGAAUUUCAUCUUUGCCAGUAAGCUCUAGAUCAGCCAGGAAUGAACUCUAUGUGGUGUAGGGAAGCUUUUCUUCAGUCAGAAACAGAUAUAAGACUUUUGAUGCUAGCUUCUGACUGUAGACUCUAUGCUGUUGCCAGUGCUUUUCUUUGCAACUGAGUGUAGAUGGUUCUGUCUCAGCCAAUUAUGGACGAGAAUGAUGAGAGCCAGUCCGUCAAUCAGGAUGUGAGGGUGAAGGAGGAGAACAUGGAUGGUGAUGACCCAAAUCACCAAGCUGCUCAACAACACCAGCCUAUGUCUCUGCAGUGCCCUGGCAUCUCUAGUUAUAAUGGGAUGGAAGGCAUCAAAGCAGAGGCAUCUCACAUGCAUGGAAUGAUGCACUCCCCUCAUCCCAAUGGCCAGCCACAACGGCAACCCAGAAACAUGUAUGAAACACAGCAGCGCUACCUACCCGAUCCGCACAUGUAUGCAACUCAGCACAUGCACAUGGGUGGUGCUGCUUCUCCCAUGCAACAUGGAACCCCACCUAUGCAUCCAUCACCUAUGCAAGAGCAUUCAUCUAUGUAUCAAGGGCAGAUGGGUAGCCCUUACAGCCCAUAUGUGUACAGUGGGCAGACUAUGCAACCUCAACCUGGCCAUUCUGACCAGGGAAUGUAUGGCAUGCAAGGACCUGAACAUUCUGGCAUGCCACAACCAUACAUGGGCAUGAAAACAGAACCCAAUGAUCCAUAUAACUUUGUGGAAGAGGAAGGUGGACAGGAUCAUAGAACAACUCCAAUUGACUUCCAGUCCAUGGGUAUCAAGCCUGAAACCCCAAUGCCAAAGAAGAGAGGGAGGAAGAAGAAAUUGAGACCUGAGAUGAUGAAUGGGAUGCCUCCGGAUGGGAUGGACUUCUCUUUUCAAGGGUAUGAGGAUCUACCACCAACACCUAGUCAAACCUCAGGGGAAAUAGGUGCACCAAAGCCCAGGAAAAAAUGGGAUCGCUUUAAUGGUAUGAGUGUGGAGGACGUGAAGCAGAGGACACUCCCUGAUCACCUAGCACCCAACCUUGAUAUCAUUAUUGUUGGCAUUAAUCCAGGGCUGUUUGCCGCUUAUAAGGGUCACCACUAUGCUGGCCCUGGGAACCACUUCUGGAAAUGCAUGUACCUCUCUGGCCUGAUUCCUGAGCCAAUGACUGCAGAUGAUGACUAUCGCCUCAUUGGCUAUGGCAUUGGGUUCACCAACAUGGUUGCCCGUCCCACCAAAGGCUCUCAGGACCUCUCCCGAAGAGAAAUGAAAGAAGGUGGAUUGUUGCUCACAGACAAGAUCAGGAAAUUCAAGCCAAAGAUUGUUGUGUUCAAUGGGAAAGGGAUCUAUGAAGUGUACUCUGGGAAGAAGGAGUUCACAUUUGGGAAGCAGCCCGAAACAGUGGAUGGGACGAAUACUAUCAUCUGGGUGAUGCCAUCCUCAAGUGCACGCUGUGCUCAGCUUCCCAGAGCAUCUGAUAAGGUCCCAUACUACAUGGCUCUAAAGAAGCUGCGUGACUACCUCAAUGGCCACCUGAAGGAGUUGGAUGAGAGUGAAGUGGUUUUCCCCGAUGUCAAGAUGCUUGAGGGCGGUAUCAAAAAGGAGGUGAAGCAGGAGAAUGAAGGUGGAGAACCCAAACCACCACCUGCCCCUCCAGUUCCUGUGUAUGAUCCUGCAACAGGGACCUAUGUCUUCAAGAAGAAGCGGGGUCGGCCCCGCAAGAUACGACCGGAGGAGCUCGCCAACCUCCCGCUUCCACCACCACCACCUCCUCCUCCUCCAAUGCCUGAGCAGCACAGCAUCCCCACUCCUGAAGAAGAUGGCGUUGUUGUGAAAAAGCGACGUGGGCGACCUCCCAAGAAACUCCAGCUGCAGUCAAACCACCAACAAUCAGUGCAGGGUUCAAGUGACUCAGUGGCUCAGAUGGACUCAGAGCGGAACUUCCUCUGCUCCCCUCAUCCAGGGGGCUCAUCUCAAUCACAGCAGUAUUCUGGGAAUUAUUCCCCAUAUGACUGCCAUGCAAAUCACAAUCCUGACCCACCGUACCAGAGUUCCACGUCGAUGGCUGUGGACUUGAGGUCAGGAAGCCCUGGAGAUGACAAUACCGUCAAUCCAGCAGAUGAUGUAGGCAAGCAAUACGAGAAGGGAACGCCCCCUUCAGCACUGGACCUCAGCGGUCAAGAAUACAAAGAUUCGUCUGUGCCUCCAAUGUCCCUGGAUAAUCAAAAUCUUUCCUCAGGCACAGAUGCGGAGAACAGUGGGAGUUCACCAAAUCAGACCUUGGACCAGUUACCUCCUCCACAACCCACCGAUGAAGACAAGUACUCUCACCUGGAUGCCGCACUCCCCGAGUCUUCUCCACUGCCACCGUCGCCAAGUCUUGGCCCGGCUGACUUUUCCCCUCCAGCCCAUCUCCCAACUGAGAAGUCUGACAAUUCUCUACAUAGUGGCGGAGAAGAACCAACUGAAAACAAGGAUGACUGUCAGUCAAACUUUGGUGGAGAUGCAGCAGCAGCAGCAGCAGCAACAAGAAUGUACACUGACUAUCACUCCAACAACUAUGGUCCAUCAUCAUCUGAUGGAAGCUAUGUUGCCGCUGGUGACCAGAACCAUGUCGAUUACUGUAAGGAUGAGCGGCCGCAGGACAUGUCUUCUAAAAGCUUGUCAGGACUGGAAUCCCUGGUUGACCAGAUCCCAAGCCUGGCCAAUGGUGAGGCCGGUGACGGUGCUCCAAAUUAUGCUUCUCCUAUGGACAACAAUCAGGGUUUCUCCAUCUCAUCUCUGGCGCACAGCAGCGUGGCAGCACAUUCCAGCCCCGAGUCAGGGUUUCUGCACAGUUCGUACUCUGUGUCGAAUUUAGCUUCGAGCAGCAGUCCUCCGAUGCGUGGUGCUUACUCGUCGUCUCCAAGCCCAUACUCGACAUUCAUCGCCCCAACAGCAGGGUUCAUGGGUGCUCCAAUGGGGAUGACUCUUGGAGGGAUGGGCAUGACUCCAUAUGGUUACAGCCAGUAUUCAAGCGGCUCCUAUUCCACUCCUGCCGGUUCCUUUCCCUAUGCAUCUCCGGCUAGUCUCCACGUUCCUAGUCCUCAUUAUCCCUAUGCUAACCCCUACUCUAACAACCCCUAUCAACCAGGCUAUCAGGGAUUCGGCAGCUUUUGACCGAUCCAAAAUGAGUUGCCAACAACCCCAGUGUCGAUGCCGGUUCCUCCCUCCGAGUGGUGCAGUAUGCAUCCCUCCUCAAGAAUCUCAAACGUUUUCAUAUCAAGUACAAACCAGAAUGGUUUGAGAUGCAAGGUGACGACUUAGCAUGUGCACAAUGAACGAUCGGCCAGCUGCUCUUGUCGGUCGAACGAUAUCGUAGGGAAUCUACUGUAUCGUCUCUUCUCUCUCUUAGUCUCCUGAUUGACCCCAAGAGAAACGAAUUCCACGAGUCCUGAGGACAAACGGGUGUUUUAGGUCAGAGAUAUAACAUGAGAAAUGAGAUUUAUAAAUAUUUUUCCUUUUGUUUGAGACUGUGCAUGAAUGUAUUUCUUUGUCCUUUUUUUGGGUUUGUGAUUUUCACGAUGGUUGCGGAUUUCUUAGAGCCUUGAAUUUUCAAGCAGUGUUUACAAAUGGCUUGCCACUUGAUUCUUUUCUAUUUCUUGUGUCUGCACUGCAAAAGAUUUCCCACGGAUCGCAAUAACGGUUCCCGACAUUUUGGACCCCUCAGGGUUCUUGAUUGAGUUUGAGCAGAGAUUGAGUUUUCUGGCUCCAAAAUGCCGGGAUUCCCGCCUCAGAAAUGCCAAAGCUGUUGAAGUUGCUGUUCCGCUCGGCCGUCCCUGCCGCACGCAGCUCCCAUAGGGCAGCGACGGCCGAAGAAGCAUUGUCUAGUCUCGCUCUCCCGCUUGUAUAGCCAUAGCCAAGGGCAAAGAGAGACAGAAGCCGAAGCUAGCUAUUUGUUGUUCCUCAUGGAUAUUCCUCUCUUGUCCCUGUUGAGUCUUUAUGAGUGGGUUGAAUGCAUGGAUGUGAUCAUCAUGGCUCCUCUUUCUGUGCACUUUCGCUGCCAAACAGGGUACUUCAUCAAUCAUUGAGCGUCUGAGUGCUUGAGAACGACAGGAAAGACAAUGUUUGUUUUCCUCUUCUUCCCUGGGCUCCUCGAUACCGGUAUAUCAAACUCGCCUAGUGCCAAAUAGUGUUUUGCCAGUGUGCAUUUCCAUUUGCGAGGAAGAACAUCGUUUUUAGGAGCUUUUUUUCACUUGGGGAGGGGCAGCAAAGUCCGAUGGUCCUCGUCUAGGUAGCGCUCUAGUCUGCUUGAUAGCAGCAAUCAUUUUGACCACCUUAGCCAAAAAAUAUAUACAUAAACCAGACUACCUCAUUCUCAUCACUUCAAUCUUUUUCCCCCCUUUUUUUGUGAGAUCAUGUUGGCAUU
Molecule: messenger RNA, 4434 nt
Organism: Darwinula stevensoni
Lineage: Eukaryota; Metazoa; Arthropoda; Ostracoda; Podocopida; Darwinulidae
Source: the annotation of a GenBank genome assembly